CCUCGCUUCUCCUUCGACGAACUCGAACACACCGAUUUGGCUUUGGAGUUUCUGCUCACUCGCCUGCUUUGACGCCUAUUCGGUCGGAUCUUUACCAACCCGAUCGUUCUCGACUGUCCUCCAACUCCAUUGCCCUUCACUGCACCCCAAUUUCACUCGAGCUCCCCUAAUCGUUUUCUUCUCUUCCCUCUCCUCUCUCGCCUCUUCGCUCCAUCUCUCACCCACUUCUCUGACAUUAGAACGACUCAAUCUUGUCUCUCUUGUCUCACUCAACGGACUCUUUCCUCAGUAUCACGUCGAACAUAAACAUAAAAGCUCCCUCUCCGUCUCACAAUUCACAUUAUCAAUCCUUCAACAACCGACCCUCGCAAAAAUGGUCGUCAAGUGGACUAAUGACAAGGACUCGUUCAUCCUGAACCACAUCCUUACCGAUGCAAGCAUCAAGAUUGACACCAAUGUGAUCGAUGCUAUGAUCGCCACCUGGCCCGAGUCUUUCGGCGACAAGCCCACCAGAAAGGCCUUUACCGAGCACUUCUCCAAGGUCCGCAAGAACAACAAAGGCCUUGCCUCGGGCACCGGUACUCCCGCUCCUUCCACCCCUCGCGGCACGGCCACCAAGAAGAAGACUCCCGCCAGCAAGACCCCCUCCAAGCGCAAGAAGGCCACCAUCACCUCUGACUCCGACGGCGAGGACGAUGACGAGGCCCCUCGCACCAAGACCCCGGCUAAGCGCAAGAAGACCGUUGCCUCCGCCUCUGACGAAGACGAUAUCGAUGAGGAGAUUGCUGAGCUCGGCGUCAAGGUCAAGCCCGAGCCCGAAGACGAUGAGAGCCCUUCCAAGAAGCCUCGUCGUGCUGCCAGUGCUGCCAGGUAUACCGAGAGUGAUGCUGAGCUUAGCCACUCCAGCGACGCUGAGGAGUACAGGGAGGCCGAGAAUGAAGCCGAGGCUUGAGGAGUGGUUUCAGAGACUGCCCGGAUCUGCUCUCUUUAUUAUGCACGAGAGACGGAUAUGGUAAAAAGGACAAGGCGAACUUGAUUGUACUAUAGAAGAAACAUAGCAGAGACAGCACUGUUCAUUGCACAGGUCCAUCGGAAGCUCAGAGGACUGUCUCUAGGUAUCAAAAACAUCGGCU
Messenger RNA from Aureobasidium pullulans EXF-150, 1133 nucleotides. RefSeq lists its product as uncharacterized. Lineage: Eukaryota; Fungi; Ascomycota; Dothideomycetes; Dothideales; Saccotheciaceae. The coding region runs from base 374 to 952 and encodes 192 amino acids. The record is from RefSeq and is a predicted model, not a curated record. The transcript is spliced from 3 exons.